Molecule: messenger RNA, 1239 nt
Organism: Symsagittifera roscoffensis
Lineage: Eukaryota; Metazoa; Xenacoelomorpha; Acoela; Convolutidae
Exons: 5
Coding region: 304-1113 (269 amino acids)
Source: RefSeq, a predicted model, not a curated record
AAUAUUACUUAAUUCAGUAUUUUUUAAACCGAUCCAUUAUCAACUUCAUUCAUUGCAGACUUUAUAAGCUGGCAGACAUUUACUUGCAAAUUUUAAACGUUCAAAUUGGUACAAAUGGUUACAUUAUAGAUUCAAAAUGGUAACACCAUAUGUUACAUAUCCUCAAACUACUUUUUCAAUACAUUGAAAACGCACAGCGAUCCUCAGUUGCGAUGUUUCCUUGCAAGUGUUAAUACUUGUUUUUCAAUUUGAAAGCAACACUUCCCAAACUGAUUUUUCAUUUCUUGAAAUUUUCAAGUAGAAAUGACCACAACUGAAAACUCCGCUGAAGUUAAGCGCACGGGAACAACUUCGACGAAGAAACAGACCAAGUUGAACUUGGAUGACAUUUUCUCUCAUUCUGAGGAGGAAAUAAUCGACCAGCUGCAGACAUUCUCUAAGGAGUUUCGAGAGGAGUUCUGUAAAAUUUUGGCUCAGACCAAUGCUGAUAAAAAGAUCAUCAGUCAUAAGGCGGAGUUGGUGUCGAAGUCGUAUGUGUCCUGUGUGUUAGACUACAGAAGCAGUGUGAUCAGACAUGCCAUAUUCGCCAUGGAUGUGUUCACACAGGUGCCCAGGGACAUUGUGAACAAGGAGAGAAUUCAGUCCGAGAUCACCCGCAUCAAAGACGACUGGAUGAAAUUCAAGAAGUUCUACGAGGUGAUCAAGCCACUUGCAGCCAACGAUAAUAAAGAUAUUGCCAGUCUAGGCUAUAGCAGCUCUAUCAGCGCUACUCUUUUCAUGUGGAAACUUUUUGGCUACACGGCAGCUCUUUUCACUACAUGGUUGACAUGUCACACAACACUUCUGUGCAACUCCAUCGCCAAGAGUUCCGAUUUUGGAAAUCCAACAAUGCGAAAACGCCUUGAAAAAUUCUAUCUUUCAACUGACCCGAACAAAAUGAUAGUCGCGAUUGGCGAUAAAACUCAGAAAUUCUUGUGGUGGAACAAAGAUGCUAAAUGCAUGUACAAACGAAGCAUCGAGUUGCUUGGAAAAAUGCCGCGACAAAAUUUGAGACUACUGCUCAUUUUCAACUUUAUUCUUUGCGUUUUCUUAUUUCUGUGGAAUAUGUUCUGAUAAAUAAAUUUAGAUCAAUUUUGCAUACGGAUGCAUAUAAAUGAAUGGAUUAGCUGGUAAAUAUCGAGGUGAUGGAAAAUAUUUUUUGACAAAGAGCAAAUUUAUAAUUUUAAUUUAUUCAAAUUA